AAAUACAAGCCUUCCUCUGACACCUGACAUACAUCCCGAGGAACAGACACCAUGGCAGCCAAUAUAAAGACCAGUAAGUCUCAUGUCAUCUUCAAGAAGGUCUCUAGGGACAAAUCGGUGACCAUCUACCUGGGGAAAAGAGAUUACAUAGACCAUAUCAGCCAAGUAGAACCUGUGGAUGGUGUGGUACUGGUGGACCCCGACCUUGUGAAGGGAAAGAAAGUGUUCGUCUCUCUGACCUGCGCCUUCCGCUACGGCCAGGAAGACAUCGACGUGAUGGGCCUGACCUUCCGCAGGGACCUGUACUUCUCUCGGGUCCAAGUGUAUCCUCCUGCGGGGGCUGCCGGCGCCCCCACACCACUGCAGGAGAGCUUGCUCAAGAAGCUGGGGGGCAACGCAUACCCCUUUCUGCUCACGUUUCCUGACUAUUUGCCCUGUUCAGUGAUGUUGCAGCCAGCUCCACAAGAUACUGGGAAGAGCUGUGGGGUCGACUUUGAGGUGAAAGCUUUUGCCACAGACGUCACAGAUGGAGAAGAGGACAAGAUCCCCAAGAAGAGCUCUGUGCGCUUGCUCAUCCGGAAGGUGCAGCACGCUCCACCUGAUAUGGGCCCCCAGCCCUGUGCGGAGUCUUCCUGGCAGUUCUUCAUGUCGGACAAGCCACUGAACCUCUCUGUCUCCCUCAGCAAAGAGCUGUAUUUCCAUGGAGAGGCCAUCCCUGUGACCGUGACCGUGACCAAUAACACAGAGAAGACGGUGAAGAAAAUCAAAGUCUCAGUGGAGCAAGUGGCCAACGUGGUUCUCUACUCCAGUGACUAUUACGCCAAGCCGGUGGCCACAGAGGAAAUACAAGAAAAAGUGCCACCAAAUGGCACUUUGACCAAGACGCUGACUCUGGUGCCCCUGCUGGCUAACAAUCGAGAGAGAAGAGGCAUUGCGUUGGAUGGGAAGAUCAAGCAUGAGGAUACAAACCUGGCCUCCAGCACCAUCCUUAAGGAAGGCAUAGACCGGACUGUUCUGGGCAUCCUGGUGUCUUACCACAUCAAGGUGAAGCUUACAGUGUCAGGAUUCCUGGGAGAGCUCACAUCCAGUGAAGUGGCCACUGAGUUGCCAUUCCGCCUCAUGCACCCCCAGCCCGAGGACCCAGCAAAGGAAAGUGUGCAGGAUGAAAACCUGGUUUUCGAGGAGUUUGCUCGCCAAAAUCUGAAAGAUUCCGAAGGCACAGAAGGGAAGAAGGAGGAGGCUGUGCAGGAUGAGUGAAGAGUCAUUCCGGAUGCCUGAAAAUGGCUGUGCUAUGCUUCUUGAUGCUGCAGCUCAGGCACCCCCCUUUUUGCGUCCCCCACCCCCCCCAGCUCCAGUUCUCCUUUGGUUAUGCUAGAUAUGAAAGUACAAAUCUCCCUCCAGAAAUAAAGCUGUGUUUUGAGUCC
Messenger RNA from Dipodomys spectabilis (banner-tailed kangaroo rat), 1424 nucleotides. RefSeq names its product S-antigen visual arrestin (gene Sag). Gene Ontology annotation, molecular function: G protein-coupled receptor binding. Gene Ontology annotation, biological process: G protein-coupled receptor internalization; signal transduction. The record is from RefSeq and is a predicted model, not a curated record. The transcript is spliced from 16 exons. Gene Ontology annotation, cellular component: photoreceptor outer segment; photoreceptor inner segment. Lineage: Eukaryota; Metazoa; Chordata; Mammalia; Rodentia; Heteromyidae. The coding region runs from base 52 to 1257 and encodes 401 amino acids.